AUGGCGUCACCCACUGCGUCCAUCGUCUUGCUCGAGGAGAUUGAUGACGCCUACUACGCGUCGAUCUGGCGGUCGCCGUCGACGCAGACGACAUGGUACAAGCGCGUUUACUUUGGCCUCUCUGGUCUCCUCCUGGCGACCGCGCUCGGCAUCGCGAUCGCGUACGGCUGCAGUGUCGCGACGUCACUCGACGACCUCUACACCGACGUCUUGCAUCUCGCACCGAAUCGCGACGUGUACGAAGCCGUGUUUCGCCGCCAGUCGGACGCCAUUGCCUCGCGCGUCGCGGUCGUCCAGUGGCUGCACCUCCCCGGCGCACUCUUUCUUCGGGCGCUCACGUGUCUGCUCAUCCCGACGAUCUUUCUCAACGUCAUUGUGGGCUUUGCCGACGUUGUCGCUGGCGGCGUCGGCACGCGCCUCACGCUCCUCGCGAUCGUCUGCUUUGUGACGACGAACGGUCUUGCUGCGCUCUCGGGCUAUGUGACGGCGACGUACCUUCUUCCAUCGUGCUUUUGGACGCUGCGCCAUCCCGCAACGGCCCUUCUUCCGGACGUCGACGGCGUCGUCCAACUCGUUUGUCCGAGCGAUGCUGCGGCCAUGCUUCGAUUGGUGGACGGCGUCCUCCGCUGCGAGACCACGAUGCAUCCAGAGGAUGACACGACGUACUUUGGGCUUCGUGACAAGAAACUGCAGUCGCGAAUGGCGAUGGCGUCGGAGCCGGACGUGUCGAUGCUGGAGCUCAUGCUUGACGCUGUCAUGCCCAAGAAGCUCCUCGACAUCUUUGACGAAGGUACGAACGUGAGCUUGAUCAUCUGCGCGCUCUUCCUCGGCGGCGCACUCGCCCACGUGCCCCGGUCCAAGCUCGUGUGGGGCCUCGUCCGCGAACUCAACAGCGCCAGCGUCACUAUGGUGCACUGGGUCACGCGCUGUGUACCGCUGGCACUUGUCUUUCUUGUCGGCGCCGCGCUUGUCGUGCCCGACGACCCGACGCCGGCGCCGUGGAAAGCGCUCAACCCCACCGACGCCGUUGCGUUCGACCACGCACCGGCGUUCCUCUUGCCUCGGCAUAUCAAGCACUCGAGCAUCUUUGAGACGCUGGCGCACGAAGGCGCCGCGUUGACCAGUCUCGUCGCCGCCCUCGUCGUCGCCGCAGCUCUUCACGUGACGCUGCUGAUUGCUGUGGCCGCGUUAGUGACGCGCUCCAACCCGAUACCAACGUUUCUCCUGCGCCUCGGCGUCCCAAUUGCGUUCGGUCUCUUCUCGGCCUCGUCGCUCGCCGCCCUCCCUCUUGCCGUCGAGUACGUCGACAAGACCUUGCGCGUGUCCCGUCCCGUCGCUCGGCUCGUGCUGCCAGCGGGCACCGCCGUGCACCUCGACGGCGCGGUGCUCUAUCUGGUCGUGAGCCUCUUCUUUCUGCUCACCAACGAGCCGGAAUCGAGUACUGUCGACCGCAGCGCGCUCCUGGUCGUCCUCCUCGGGGGCCUCGGCGGUUCGCUCUGCACGCCCGUGCCGCACAGCGGACUCGUCGUUCUUUUGUUUCUUUGGCAGUGCCUCUUGCCCGAUGGAAGUACGAACGGCGUGCCUGCCGCGAUGCACUGGAUCAUUGCACUGGAUGUGAUCCUGGAUCGCAUUGCAACCGCUGUUAGUGUCACGUCGCGGCUCCUUGUCGCCUACGUCGUUGAAGCCUGGCUCGCGACGCCGUCUACUUGA
This is a messenger RNA of Saprolegnia parasitica CBS 223.65, 1710 nucleotides long. RefSeq lists its product as hypothetical. The record is from RefSeq and is a predicted model, not a curated record. Gene Ontology annotation, cellular component: membrane. Gene Ontology annotation, molecular function: symporter activity. The transcript has a single exon. The coding region runs from base 1 to 1710 and encodes 569 amino acids. NCBI's taxonomy places the organism in Eukaryota, Oomycota, Saprolegniomycetes, Saprolegniales, Saprolegniaceae.